UUGAAAGACGUUUUGGAAGGAGGACUAAGAGAGACCGUUGAGGGUCGAGGCAGAGGAGACGAGUGGUGCAGGAGUCUGAGUUACGUGGAGAGUCGAGAAAAUGUGUGACGGAUCUUCGCAGAAGAAGUCCGACGAAGGGACUUCGAGGCCACCGGUAGAAGGACGGAAGUGCUACAAGUGCGGUGAGAUGGGGCAUUUUGCGAGGGAUUGUGGCGAGUUUUGCCAAUCGAAGGCGCUCGGGCGAACCUUCGUGCCAUCGACAUAUGGGCCAAGUGGAGUGAGGAUGGGGAGAUCGAACGAACCAAAGAGUAGUGCGAGGAGGAGUCGAUCAGCGGAUAGUGGGAGUGAGCGCGUCGAGAUAGAUGACACAACGAAGCGAGGACCGGAGACACCGGUCGGGAAUAGUCCACCUUUGAUGACGCCAGAGAAGAGGACAAAUAUUAAACUAUCGGAGGAGGCAAGAAAGAAGAUCGAAGAACUACGAAGUACUACGGACGAGGAACCACAGUCGUCAGAAGUGCAGAGGAAGAUUGACUUGACUUUGAAGCAUAUCUCGGCCUCGUGCGAACCAGGCAGAAAAGAGAAAUACGAGGCGGAAGUUCGUGAUUUUUUCGAUGAACUUACGAUCGAGGAAUUGAAGGAGGUAUGCCGAAGGGAGAAGGUAUGUUACAGAAAUCGCGAAAUGGCGAUUAAACGAUUGGUGAUUCGACGUGUGGCGAUUGUGUAUGAUGUGGCUUACAUUCCUUUACCGACAACACCAAGGAUCAUGACACGAAGUGUGAAGACUAAAGGGACGGAAGGGAAAUUUGCGGAAGCAAAACCGGAGGAGGAGGAAAGUGAAUCAGAAGAGGAGAGUGAAUCGGGAGAAGAGGAAUGUAGACGACGGAGAAGGGAGAAAUUGUGGGAGUUAGCCAAGGAUAUCAGACGGGGGGAUGGUGAAAAGAACAAAGAUGAUGAUAGGCUUUUCCGAUUAGUCACGAUCAAGUUAAUACUGGAAGGAGAAGUGAGAUGGGGGCAGAAGUUCAUAAGGUACUUGGAAACGGAACUAGAGAAAGGGUUCCUAGAUUUGAGCAAACCGGAAGGUUGUGUGUAUAUCUUGAUAUCACCAUGGCAUAGACCAGUGUAUAUUGGGAUGACUGAGAGGCAAUUGUGGGCGAGAUGGCGUGAACAUUCUUGCCUUGGAAAGGGGAGCGGUGGUAAAAGGAGGCGAGCACUGUACAACUGGUUUGGGAAAGUGGGAGCUCAGAAAUACGUCGCAAUACCGUUUUUUUUCAGUAAGAAGAGGAGGGAACUCGAGGCCGUGGAAAAGACUUUGAUCAUAAUUUUGUCACCUCGCUUGAACUCUCGAGGUUCCGGGGUAAAGAGAUCGGGAAGAAAGGGGAGGAGGAGACCGGGGAGAAAGGAGAGACAGAAGAAGAAAAUUACUACGAAGGGAGGGCGACCGUCAAAUAGGAAGGGACGUGGAGUCGGGAAGAUAGUUGAAUUGAGGAAGAAAGGAGAUCGCGAUGGCACGGUAGGCAUUGUGAAUUUACUUCGGGAGUUACGGGAAGACGGAGUGAAAGAGAAUACGCAUCUAGAAUCUGGAGGAGGUAGUGUGUGGGCGGAUGGGUGGAGGUUGGUACGAAGGUUGUUUGGUGAGACGAGGGUCAGAUGUGGGAAGGGGACGAGGCCUCUACGAAAGUGUACGAGACUCUUUGAAGAAGGGAGGACGAUCGUGUUGAGAAGAAUUGAUGAGGCCUCUCCAGCGGUCUUGCGUCGGCGGGAUCAGAUGGUUAGGAUGUUCAAGAAUCCGAAGCUGAGGGCGAAGUUGAAGGGUAUGCCCCUUGGGGAGAUGCUGAAGUAUUAUAGUGCCAUCAAGUCGUUUGCGACGAAGCGAAGUAGAACAAAGGCUCGAUGUAUGAUAUCCCAGAUGAUUAGGAGUGCACAGUGAGGCGGAGGGUGAUUGUGAAGAUGAAAUUCGAUGAUCGAAUAAGGAAGAGUGAAGUAACCAGGAUAGUGAGGAAGAAGAUUGGGAGACUCAAGAUAGAGUGCGCCCUGAAGGAAAUGAUAAAGCGGAGGACACGUG
Molecule: messenger RNA, 2065 nt
Organism: Chara braunii
Lineage: Eukaryota; Viridiplantae; Streptophyta; Charophyceae; Charales; Characeae
Source: the annotation of a GenBank genome assembly